This is a messenger RNA of Athalia rosae (coleseed sawfly), 1349 nucleotides long. Its product is annotated as deoxycytidylate deaminase. Lineage: Eukaryota; Metazoa; Arthropoda; Insecta; Hymenoptera; Athaliidae. The transcript is spliced from 4 exons. Gene Ontology annotation, molecular function: zinc ion binding; dCMP deaminase activity. Gene Ontology annotation, biological process: dTMP biosynthetic process; dUMP biosynthetic process. The record is from RefSeq and is a predicted model, not a curated record. Bases 215 to 823 code for a protein of 202 amino acids. Gene Ontology annotation, cellular component: cytoplasm.
AAUUGGGUGUUCUAGUUCAGUGGGUUUUAUUGGUCAAUAACCAUGAUUCGUUCAUUAGCUGCCAAAUUGGCGAAUAGAAUGGAAUUACACAUGUCGUAUAUCACGUGGUUUAAAACCUCAAUAAUAGGCUAGAGAUCUCAGCUGCUCUCCUGUCAACGCCAGCCGGUUCCAUAACCUUAGCACCCAGUUGGUAGAAAAAUUUUGUAGUAGCAGUAUGGAAAAAGUCAGUCAUCCAAUCACAAGGAAUUCUCCAGAUUCUGCAGAAAAGCCACGACAGGUGAUGGGAAAAAGGAAGGAUCACAUAGAAUGGGACGAAUACUUUAUGGCAAUAGCAUUCCUUGCGGCCAAACGUAGCAAGGAUCCAUCUACCCAAGUUGGUGCCUGCAUAGUCAACAAAGAUAAAAAAAUCGUUGGUGUAGGAUACAAUGGGAUGCCCAUAGGAUGUGAUGAUGACGAAUUCCCAUGGGACAAGAACAGUCCCAAUGUAUUAGAAACCAAGUACCUCUAUGUAUGCCAUGCCGAGACAAAUGCUAUAUUGAAUAAAAAUUCAGCCGAUGUGAAGGAUUGUACGAUUUAUGUAGGUUUGUUUCCAUGUAACGAAUGUGCAAAAAUUAUCAUCCAGUCUCGGAUCAGGCUUGUCGUAUACAUGUCAGAUAAACACUCUGAAAAAGUUGAGACUAUUGCAGCGAAAAAAAUGUUUGAUGCAUCAGGAGUUCAGUACAGGCAAUUCAUACCAAAGGCGGCUAGAAUCGUGAUUGACUUUGAAGCAAUAAAUUGGAAUGCCAUGACGCAGCUGCCACAGACGCCAUCCAAGGAUCAUUGACCUCAUUGAUCAGUUGUAUAUCAGGAGACGAUGUUCUUUAUAAACAGAUUUUAUUUUUUAUUUCUUUUGACAUUUUGUGUUGACCCUUUUAAAGUAGUGUUAACCAAUGGAUGAUAACACUUUAAAAUCUGAAUUGUGAUAUUGCUGGUUAUUCUUAUCCUCAAAAGGGAUCAACGCCUUGUAUUUACAUAUAAAAUAUGAUUAAUUAUAGGUACAAAUGCAGAAAGAGAUGACUUUUCUCUUAUUUUAGGUCUAUACAGCGUUGUCAACUUCACUCUUCACUUGAUGAAAAUGGGGUUUAGCAAAUAAAUAAUAUGAAUAAGAUAUUUUACUAGAAAAUGUAACAACUUGGUAAUAAUACAUGAAUAAUAAUAAGUAUAAUGACACAAGUGCGACUCUGAUUCAAAUAUUAUACAAAUGUGAACGCUUUUGCGGUUUAAUGAUUCUAAUCAAAACUCGACGCACUUUGCUCCUUGUUUUAAUCCAAUCUGAGCGACGAUGUAAAAUAAAUUUUAAAUCCAUCGUA